AUGGCCGAACAAACCACCACAGACCACGGCAUCCGAUUUCCAAGGGUAACCAUACAAUUCUGCACACAAUGUAAAUGGAUGCUCAGAGCAUUUGCCCAAGAACUCCUAUCCACAUUUUCCACAUCCCUAGGCGAAGUGUCACUUCAGCCAUCUACAGGAGGCACCUUCAUUGUGACAAUCUACCACCGCCCUGAGGAUGAGGCCUCGGGUACGGUGCUGUGGGAUAGGAAGACGGACGGUGGGUUUCCGGAGACUAAGGAGUUGAAACGGCGGGUGAGGGAUAUUAUUGAGCCGGAGAGGGAUUUGGGACACGUUGAUCGGUAUAAGGGGCCGGAGGGUGGUCCAUCAGGGAAGGCGGCUGAGGCGUCGAAGGGGGAUUGUCAGGAUUGUAAGUAG
Messenger RNA from Pochonia chlamydosporia 170, 396 nucleotides. RefSeq names its product selenoprotein domain protein. Lineage: Eukaryota; Fungi; Ascomycota; Sordariomycetes; Hypocreales; Clavicipitaceae. The transcript has 2 exons. Bases 1 to 396 code for a protein of 131 amino acids. The record is from RefSeq and is a predicted model, not a curated record.